CUCGCAAUAUUACAUACGUCUAACAAUAAGAUAAUGUCACCUCCCGUCAAAAGCGGGAUAGGAGUUCAUAGUAGCAUUGACAGACAAUGAGAAAAUCAAGAACCGUUGAAGUGUCUUUUGAUUUUUGAUUUAUAGUUAUUCUAUUACAUAUAUCACAUAUUACUAUUUACGCGAAAAGUGUUUUCGAUACAUUGUUUAGAAGUUUCGUGCAGUUAGUGGUUUUGUUGUGUACACUAGUUUAUGCGUAGAUAAAUCGAGUUGUUAAAGAUCUACGACACUCGCAAUUUACUUGGAUAAUUUAAAAAGAAAAAAAACAAAGAAAUUGAAAUAUGAUUUCUGGAUUAAUCGCAAUCAGCAUAAUUGCGAUCCUAUGUACGGCGAAGGCGAAUAUUGCGGUUACUUUCACGAAGGAAUAUUUUUCUGAGAAAUAUAUACAAUACUUGGUUGUAUUUGGAUGUUGGAAUUCUUUCGAUAAAAUGAAUUUCUUUCGAAGAGAUCUAUUGAACAAUCUAACAAUUUCUUACGUGCCUAUUAAGGAUAAUAUAGAAAUAAAUACCAUUUUAAAAGUAAAUUAUUAUAAGCUUGGUAUUAUCCUUGAUAUCGAUUGUCCCCAGAGUGAAAUUAUUCUCGAACAGUUCGAUGAGAAUCGAUUAUCCUACAACGAAUCUUUCUUUUGGCUUAUGAUCACCGAAUCGAAUGCUGUUCCAAUUGAUUUUUUGCGAGAUCUACCACUUUCCAUAGCGAGUGAAAUUACAGUGGCAUUACGCCAAAAGGAUGUUUAUGUUCUUUACGACGUCUACAAUUUCAGUCAUCGGCACGGAGGUCGACUCAAUGUUACUUACAUGGGUUAUUGGUCUUUCGACGAUGGAUUGAGAAACGAAUUAACUCAAUACAAGUAUAAACGCCGUCAAAAUUUCCAUAAACUAACCUUGAACGUUUCUAUUCACGUAGAUCAUGAACCUAUACCGGAUUUUCAUACUUACAUAUUAAAUCCAAUUAAUCGUCACGUUGACACGAUGAUGCGAUAUAAUUACAUCUUAAUAGUACAAUUGAUGGAUUAUUAUAAUAUUACGAUGAAUUUAAUAAGAGGGACAACCUGGGGUUAUCUCGUUAAUGGCACUUGGAAUGGUAUCCUAGCUGACAUGAUUCGUGGAACAGUAGACAUAAGUGCAACACCAUAUUUAUUUAAGCCCGAAAGAUUUGACGCAUGCGAUUACACCGUGCAAACUUACAUAGCAAAGACGGCCAUUAUUUUUCGUCAUCCAAAAACUAGCGAUAUACAUAAUGUGUUUCUCAUGCCGUUCACGGAAGACGUUUGGUACUUGAUUCUAAUCGUGGCUAUCAUUUAUUGGUUGACAUUAUUGCUCACGGUUAAGAUCGAAUUGUAUUUCGAUAAUUAUCCAAAGAUGUGCACUUUGGAUACUAAUCCCACCUCGGAGACAGCUUUGAUAACGGCGGCUGCUAUUUGUCAACAAGGUUUGAGCGACGGUCCACGUAUUUAUUCCGGACGUAUAGUAUUUCUUUCUUUAUUUCUUUGGGGAUUACUCCUUAUUCAAUUUUAUUCUGCCAGUGUGGUUGGUUCAUUAUUAUCAGAACCACCAAGGUUCAUACAUACUCUAAAGAAUUUAUCGGACAGUAGCCUUGAAGUCGGAAUCGAGGACAUGGCUUAUAACUACGAUUAUUUAGCCAAAUCGACGAAUCCUGCGGUGCACGAGCUCAAUCGAAAAAAAAUACAAUCUAGUAAAAAACGAGGAGUCGAACCUUUCUUAACAGCAGAGGAAGGUCUUAAAAAAGUAAAAAGAGGUGGCUAUGCCUUUCAUGUUGAUAUUGCGACCGCAUAUAAAAUAAUUGAGGAUACAUUUUCGCAAGAUGAGAUAUGUGAUCUUGAAGAAAUACAAUUAUUUCCAGUCGAACGCAUAGCUACUGCUAUUAGAAAACAUUCGCCCUUUAAGAAGAUGGUAACUUAUGGAUUGAGAAAAAUGAUGGAGCAUGGUAUGGGAGGACACUUGAGCUAUAUUUGGCAGCCCGCACGACCACAAUGCCCGGAAGGUCAUAAUGAAAUACCUGCUCCUGUCGCAUUGAAUGAAUUCAGUCCAGCUUUAUUUUCACUUUUUAUGGGUAUUGCUGUCGCUCUUUUUGUUAUGUUAAUAGAGAUGUAUAUCGAACAUCGUAAACGUCGACGUCAGAGGAUAUUAUUGGAACCGUUAGAAGUAUUUUCAAAUAGUGGGAUCUCAGAUCUCGAGCAAUUUGAUUUUCAUAAGAUCGAGCCAAACGACUAAUAUCGAAUUAAUUAAUGAUUCAUUUUAUU
Messenger RNA from Vespula vulgaris, 2308 nucleotides. RefSeq names its product ionotropic receptor 75a-like. The transcript is spliced from 11 exons. NCBI's taxonomy places the organism in Eukaryota, Metazoa, Arthropoda, Insecta, Hymenoptera, Vespidae. The record is from RefSeq and is a predicted model, not a curated record. Bases 330 to 2279 code for a protein of 649 amino acids.